Messenger RNA from Myotis brandtii (Brandt's bat), 1864 nucleotides. RefSeq names its product doublesex and mab-3 related transcription factor 2 (gene DMRT2). Gene Ontology annotation, biological process: regulation of transcription by RNA polymerase II; sex differentiation. The record is from RefSeq and is a predicted model, not a curated record. Gene Ontology annotation, molecular function: DNA-binding transcription factor activity, RNA polymerase II-specific; RNA polymerase II cis-regulatory region sequence-specific DNA binding. Bases 1 to 1593 code for a protein of 530 amino acids. The transcript has 7 exons. Gene Ontology annotation, cellular component: nucleus. Lineage: Eukaryota; Metazoa; Chordata; Mammalia; Chiroptera; Vespertilionidae.
AUGGGCAUCACCCAGUUAAUCGCCGAGGGCCUGCCCGAACAGAAAGGCUGCGGAAGCAUCCUGGCUUUUAUUAGUGAGCAGCCUGACCAGAUGGGCCGACCCGCCUCUUUGAUUCUCUUCCAGCACAGGGUGAAGUUAGCCCUCCAAGGCGGCCAGGUCUUCAGCCAAGGCCGGACCUCUUCUAAGAGAGGAACCUGGAGAAAGGCGCUGGAUUCCCUGCGCUGCUCUCGCCUUUCAGUUCAGCCAGGGAGGCACGGGGCCUCCCGGAACUGCACGCGCUGCCGCCUCUGGGUCGGGGAGGUAAAUGGCGAUUUCACCCGCAAGGCGCAGUUACGCUUUGGGUUUAGCGUCGUCAGGCCCUGGCCGGUGUGGCACGCUGGUCGGAGCGCCGGCCUGCGCCACCAGAGGUUCGCGGGUGUAAGUCCGGGCUCAAGGGACAAGAAGGGGCUUUCUGGGAAACAGAAUAAUUUCGAGCGCAAAGCCGUGUAUCAGAGGCAAGUGAGGGCACCCAGUCUGCUGGCCAAAAGUAUUUUAGAAGGCUACCGCCCCAUACCAGCAGAGACUUAUGUGGGAGGGAGCUUACCUCUACCUCCCCCAGUAAGUGACCGGAUGAGGAAAAGGCGGGCCUUUGCUGAUAAAGAGUUGGAGAACAUUAUGCUGGAGAGAGAAUAUAAAGAGAGGGAGAUGUUGGAAGCUUCCCAAGCUGCUGCCUUGUUCCUGCCCAACCGCAUGGUGCAUGGACCUGAAUACAACUACAAAAGUGCCUACAGCCCUACCCCGGUGGAACCACCAAGCAAAGACUUCUGUAAUUUUUUGCCCACCUGUCUUGAUCUAACCAUGCAGUAUUCAGGGUCUGGGAAUAUGGAACUAAUUUCUUCAAAUGUCAGUGUGGCCACGACUUACAGACAGUAUCCUUUGUCCUCAAGAUUUUUAGUUUGGCCCAAGUGUGGCCCCAUUAGUGACACUCUCCUCUACCAGCAAUGCCUGCUAAACACCACCACCUCAGUUCAAGCCCUGAAAUCUGGGGCCAGCUGGGACUUGAAGGGAGUACAAGUCCAGGAUGGACUCAGUGCUGAACACGACGUGAUGCCACCCAAAUUGGAAGGCUCUCUGGUGCUGCCUCACACUCCCGAGGUCCAGACCUCAAGAAGUGACCUUCAGGGUCACCAGGCUGUCCCUGAGAGGUCUGCGUUCUCCCCACCCCAACGGAAUUUCUCUCCAGUUGUUGACACGGACUCCCUGGCAGCUCAAGGGCACAUCUUAACCAAGAUCAGCAAAGAAAGCACCAGGCACCCUCUGCCACUUAAACAUAAUCCAUUCCACUCAUUAUUCCAGCAAACUCUUAAUGACAAAUCGGGUCCUGAGUUGAAAACACCAUUUGUCAAAGAGGCCUUUGAAGAGGCCCCUAAGAAACACAGAGAGUGUUUAGUCAAGGAGAACCAGAAGUACACAUUUACAAUAGAUAGAUGCGCAAAAGACCUUUUUGUAGCCAAACAAGUUGGAACAAAACUCUCUGUGAAUGAACCGCUGUCAUUUUCUGUUGAGUCUAUUCUCAAGAGGCCUUCAUCUGCCAUCACUCACAUCUCUCAGUGAAAGCCUGCUGAAAUGGAAAGCUGGAUUUUCUGCAGUCUCAGAGGGUUCUUACCAGUUGCUAAUUUUUUUUUAAAGAAAAAAGUUGAGAUGUUUGUAUAAAGAAAUUUCUAAUGUAAAUGAUGGCGAUUAAAAGAUUUAUAUUCGUAUGCAUGUACUUCUCACCACAUAUUUAAACUUAAAGUUGGAAAUUGCUUAUGUGCAAAUUGUAAAGUUUCACACUUUACACAUUAUUUCAAAAGCAAUAAAAUUGACACUGCCUUAUAAAAGACCC